UUAAGCAAUUCCUCUUUUGACCGAAAUGAGGGUUUUUCCUCCGUUUUUCUUAAAAAUGCAAAUUACUGACUCAAAUCAAUAGUUCGCUUUGUAUCGAAUUUGAUCCGUACAUUAUUUUAACUCUUUCAACAUUUCUGGCUCAUCAUCCAUUGCAAUCUUUCCACAGUGUCUCUGCGAGGACAUAUUUUUUUUGUUCAAAAAUGAAGGCCUAUAUAAAAUUGCCGCGAAUAUUACUUAAAGCCGCUAUAUGUCUGCUUACUUUGCAUGUUCGUAUUAACCUGCAAACAGCGGUGUGCGUAGAUGGAUGAUGGUGUGGUAAAGUUUUGUCAGCCCCAAAGCACUCCCCUGAAGACCUCUUUUAACUUCUGUCUUUGGGAGGGGGUUUGUGGCGGCUCUGUCCUACCUCUUCGUAAUCGUUCAACUGCACUAUGCCCUGCUUGGAAUUUUAGAUUCGUCAAUAUUUCGUCUUUUUACGGUACCCGAGCCGGAAGUUUCAGUAACUAUAUUAGUAUUGGUGAAAAGAGUAACUUGCUGCUACUGUAGUGUACAAAGUGAUCGCCAGAACACGCUGACUGUUGAAAUGUUUCAGGAUUUUAAGAAGACUAGAUAUGGAAGAUUCAUGAAUGGCCGAGUGCCACCCCACAAAAGGUACCAGCCCACAGAUUAUGAGCACGCGGCCAACUGUGCCACUCAUGCGUUCUGGAUCCUUCCCAGCAUCCUCGGCAGCUCCCUCUUGCACUUCCUCUCUGACAACCAAUGGGAGGCAGUUACCGCAUGGAUCUAUGGCCUGGGGCUGUCAGGCCUCUUCAUCGUGUCCACCGUGUUCCACACCAUCUCCUGGAAGAUGAGCCACUUCCGGACUGCGGAGCACUGCCUGCACAUGUGCGACAGGAUGGUGAUCUACUUCUUCAUCGCAGCUUCCUACGCCCCCUGGCUGAACUUGAGAGACCUGGGUCCUUGGGCCUCCCACAUGCGCUGGGUCAUAUGGGUGAUGGCGUGCAUCGGCACGGCCUAUGUCUUCUUCUUCCAUGAGAGGUUCAAGAUUAUAGAGUUGCUAUGUUACACAGUUAUGGGGAUCUGUCCUGCCUUGGUGAUCCUGUCAAUGACUGACAGGGGUGGCGUCCUUGAGCUGCUCCUAGGGGGCGUGGCCUACUGCAUGGGCAUCGUGUUCUUCAAGAGCGACGGGCUCGUCCCCUUUGCACACGCCAUCUGGCACCUGUUUGUGGUGCUGGGAGCCAGCGCACACUAUUACGCUAUCUGGAGGUAUCUGUAUGUGCCUGGAAAUGGGCAGAUGAAGACCUCGAGAUGACACGACUGCACAACUCGGCCACACAUUCUCCCUGGAGACCUGCGACUAACUGCUGGUGUGACCAAGUCCUACAGCUUAAUGAAAGGCGGUAACCUGGUUCCUGUGGCAGAUGUAGCAUCUAAAUUACCUUUUACUCAACAAAAGUCUUAGUUUAGUACUGUAGCUUUGCCCUUUGAGUCCAAAAACAUGAACUGGAGACUCUUUACUGAUCAGAGUGUAUGAUGGUGAGUGGAUACCAGGCACCAGACUGGCCUCCCAUCCAGGUGGCCUCUUGUCUCACACCCUUUGCUUCCUAGAAUAGGCUACAAAUGCACUUUGACCUUAUACCGCAUAUGAGACUUUAAAAGGUGGAAGGAUGGAUCGUUGCUAAUGCAACGACUCAUUGAAAUAUUUAAGAUUAAUGUGCAAAACAGAACGGAAUUGUAAUGGAGAACCAGGCUGACAGGUACCACAUUCUCCUCAUUGCUCAUUAGUAUCCUCAGCGGAUGGUAUUUAUGUAUGAGGUGCUUGCGGAUCGCUUUGAGUAAUGCUAGAUGCGCCUGGACACCUGUGCUAUCCUUAUUUGUUGAACUCAUUAAGAGCUUCUUAAGCCUUCUUAAGAAGGGGGGACCAGUUUAUUAAAGGCUUGUUUUUAGGUCACGUAAUCAUGAAUGGAUCCAGAUAUAGUUUGGCUUUGGGAUACUUCCAGUGGCUUCCGGAACCUGGUUAGCGCACUCAGCUAAAGCGACAUGAAAUAGCAGAUUCCUAGAGAUGCUGAGCUAUACAUGGUCUGCAAAUACUACAAAUUAUCCAGCAUGGCAUCUAGUGAAAUUCUGGUUUUUUUUCUGUGCAAGAUGCCUAAACAAACACAAAUGUAACCAUAAUCAAGGGAAUUGAGGCAUAAACAACUAUCACACAUCUGGCAUGACACUCGCACUUUCAGACUCCCACGUUUUCAGACUGUCACGCUCACGCAAGAAAUCUCACGGAAAAUCAAUGUUACUCCAUUAUAAACCUCAAUUUAGCUACAUCAAAUGCGUCGGGGUAGUUUGCAAUCCCUACAGACUAUUUACAAGGUGAUAAAACUCUUACAUACGUGUAAAUGCGUGUGCAUGUGUGUGCAGACUCGUCCUGAAUUGAAAAUCUCACUCCAGCCAGCAGACCCUCCAUAAAUCUGCAGCCCUGCCUAAACAGACUUAUAAGGUGAAUCAUUCAGUGACAGAAAUCUUAUUUUGGGAAUUGUGUCUGCUUCAGAUGUUCCUUGAAAUGACUUACAGUCAUUCCCAUCCCACUGUGUGGGCUUCCGGAAUGAGCCUUGUGAUUUGACAGCAUUGUGAACAUUCCUGUCUGUCUGGCACUUUGCUUAACACCCACACUGUGCUUCCCAGAAAUACAAACAAGACAGAGAAAGUUAACUCAUGUUCGACAGUGGCGAACGUGAAAUCAACUGCAGUGGAAUCUGUGCCUUGAACUCACUUCUUAAGUGAGUUUAGUAAAGUCAUAAAAUGAAGCAGAAACAAACAAAAAAUACUUACAGUGAAGUAUUUAAGCUGUAAACUGCACACUGGUAGUUUUUCCUAGCAUAAACAUAUUUAAUCGGACUUUUUAAAUAUCAUGUUACGGUAAAGUGGGGGUCUUAACGAAGGGGCUGAAGUGCCUAUAACCUGCACCACCUGACAGCUGGUAAUUAUUCAGCAUUUCAGCAAUGUAAUCAGUGUUACUUUAAAUACAUGCAUCAUUUCAGUUCUGUUGGCAUAAUAUGAAUGUCAUUGGAGAAGAGAUGUAAUACCUAACUGCAUUGUGGGUAAUCAUUCCUACUAUGAGUAAGUCAUUUUCCUUUGCUGUGGUUUGUUGCUUUUUUUAGUUUGUUGUCACAUUCCUCUAUUUUUCAUAUUAUAAAACAAAAACAUUAAUAUAUUGACAGUGUUUCAAAUCUUAUGAAUCUAUUGAGGUAAAUGCAGGGAUUUUUCUGACAAUUCAAUCCUUAGGCCAUAAAUUUUACCUGAAGCCUCACAGUAGUUCCGCCUGCUUUUUAGGAUAUAGCACAAGCAGGGAGGACUAAAGGAUGAAAAUGCACACUACCGACUGGCCUGGAUGAGAAUCUUGUUCACAAUGUCUUAAAUCACAUGAUACGGGAAAGUUGCUGUAGAUCUGUACUAUAUCUGCCCAAGAGAUUUUUUUCAGAUCUCAGAGCUGCACCUGCCUGAAAUGGACAGACUGUUUAUUCCGCUGUAAGCAGUGGAUGUACAUUACAGCAGAGGUUCGCCUUAGUAUUUGCUGUUUUUAAACGUGUGAAUUGUAACGCGACCCCUUCCGAUGACUGAAUCCACAUUAGACACCAGAGGUGGAUAGUUCAAGCACAGAAAGCUAAAAAUUCAGACCCAGGUUUUUGUUUCGACCAAUCAGCUGAGGACUCUGUGACUCUGACUCUCUAUGCUCAACUGGUUGGUUAAAAUAAAGCCUUAGUCUGGAUUUUUACUUGCCAGACCUGAGCUAUCAGCCUCUGUCAGGCAUGGAUCAGCUGACAAUUUCUCAUCAGAGAAAGAGCAGGGUCCAUGAAGAUCCAUUAGAAUGGACUGGAUUGGCCACAUUAGAGGGUGACCUGAGAAUGUGUAAACCAGUAUGAUCGCUGGUGUAUGGGUACCUCUUCUGGAGAUGGUCCAUGACUGGUCAUGAACAUGCCAAAUAGUGUUGUACUUGCAGAGCUUGUUUGAGGACUGGUGCUGUGGUUCUGAAAGACUGUGAAUCUAAUUGCUCUGUUACAAAACAUUCACAUGAAGUGUUCAAAAUAAACAUUCCCUGGUUUAAAAUUUCUUGUAGGAAUUAUUUUGGUGUUGAAGUGUAUUGAAAUAUAUGGAGUAUAAAAUAUUGAUAUGUGUACCUGUUCCUGUAAUAAAGAUCUUUAUUUUUAAUUGUAUUAUGUUUCUGGAAAUGAAAUUAUAUUCAAACUGGAUCAUA
Messenger RNA from Brienomyrus brachyistius, 4246 nucleotides. RefSeq names its product monocyte to macrophage differentiation factor 2-like. Bases 581 to 1309 code for a protein of 242 amino acids. Gene Ontology annotation, cellular component: membrane. Gene Ontology annotation, molecular function: pore-forming activity. Lineage: Eukaryota; Metazoa; Chordata; Actinopteri; Osteoglossiformes; Mormyridae. The transcript is spliced from 7 exons. The record is from RefSeq and is a predicted model, not a curated record.